AUGUUCCGCCAGGCCUGCCCUUCACCGCUCCACUGGUCUCGACGGGUACGUAACUUUGCAGUCCAUCUGCUCUUGCAAAGGCCCGUCCAUAACGCCACUACAUUUGUGCCAGCCGUAGCUAGAACAAUGGGAACCCUGCCUCGCCUACCCAUCUUCGAGUCCAUCGUUCGCCAUGAUCCGGACUCGACAGCCGUCAUCCAUUCCCAGUCUGGCCGUCGCUUUACCUACGCAGAGCUGACGAGAGAUGUUGCCAGGGAAAGAGCGCGACUGCUCCCGUGGAUUGGCGCCGAAGCUAAUUCCGGAAAACGUAUUGCCUUUUUGUUAGAAAACAGUUAUGACUAUGUCGUAACCGUUCUAUCAAUUUUCAGUUCCCAUGCUAUUGCCGUGCCGCUACCCCCCGCCUUCCCCGUACAAAGUCUACAGUAUCUCGUCGAUCAGAGUCAGCCGGUGGUCCUUUUGGCCUCAUCAAAAUUCCUGAGUAAAGCUCAAGCAAUAGUGGCAAAGUGUGAAGCUGGUCAGGCUCCACAUUUAAUACAUUUGGAGCAGAGGAUAGAAAGCCAGUCAAUAGAAACAGUCAAACUCGAGGAUGCGGCGGACGGCAAAGGAGGUCUCAUGCUCUACACAUCAGGAACCACCAAUCGUCCGAAAGGUGUUUUCCUUCCUCAAUCGGCCAUCACGGCUCAAGCAAGAUCGCUUCUCACGGCCUGGCGAUACAGCGCCAAAGAUCAUAUUCUGCAUGUGCUGCCUAUGCACCACAUUCAUGGCAUGGUCAAUGCCCUAUUGACUCCACUCUUUGCUGGAGCAACCAUAGAAUUUAUGUUUCCCUUCAAUGCCACUGCAGUAUGGGAACGAUUUGCAGCUCCUUAUCUCCCAGACCCACCAUACCGCGAGAAAAUCUCAUUUUUUACUGCCGUUCCAACUAUUUAUAACCGUCUCCUUACAUCGUAUGCUCAACUUCCAUUGGACCUUCAACCCGCUGCUCAGCGUGGAAUCUCACCGGCGAGCCUCCGGCUCAAUCUUUCGGGAUCUGCCGCGUUGCCGACGCCAACAAAGAAAGCCUGGUCAGACCUAAGCGGUGGAAAUAUUCUUCUGGAGCGCUACGGUAUGACAGAGGUCGGUAUGGCUCUCUCGUGUGGCUUAGAUCUGGCGGACCGAGUCGAUGGGAGCGUGGGGUGGCCUUUGCCUGGCGUCGAGGUGCGCCUUGUUGAUACGGAGACAGGUGAAGUAAUCGAGCACGGCGCUGAACAAGACGCUGACGGCCGAGAACGCGAUGGCGAAAUUCAAUUACGUGGGCCUACACUCUUCCGGGAAUACUUUCGCAACAGCGAGGCUACUAAGAACGAGCACGUCGAGGCCGACGAUGGCUGUGCUCGCUGGUUCAAGACGGGUGAUAUUGCCGUCCGUCGCUGCGUAGAAUCGGCCGGUCACUCUGACCAGACCUGGGCCAGAGGACCCUUGUAUUUCAUCCGUGGCCGCAAGAGCGCGGAUAUCAUAAAGUCCGGUGGCGAAAAAAUCAGCGCCCUUGAGGUUGAGCGUGAGCUACUUUCCCUCCCUCAAGUAAGUGAAGCUGCUGUGCUCGCCGUGCCAUCGGGUGCAUGGGGCCAGAAGGUAGGCGCAGUUGUCAUUCUGAGACCCGACGCUGAAGGCAACAUGCCUACUUUUUCUCCCAUGGAUAUGCGACGUUUUUUGCGUGACCGACUCGCUAAUUAUCAAAUUCCUCAAAUUUUGCGUGUCGUCGAACAUAUCCCGCGAAAUGAAAUGGGAAAAAUUAACAAGAAAGAGCUUGUCAAAAUUUUCUUCGAAGACAGUAUUAGUGGCGACGAGUGUAGUCGAGACUGA
Molecule: messenger RNA, 1839 nt
Organism: Blumeria graminis f. sp. triticale
Lineage: Eukaryota; Fungi; Ascomycota; Leotiomycetes; Helotiales; Erysiphaceae
Source: the annotation of a GenBank genome assembly